AUGCCGACGCUAACGACUGCGCGUGUGGUAUUCCUGGCUCAACCGCGCGUCAACGCGCUAUUGCACGUCCAGCAACUCGUGUCUCAGUUCAUUGACGUGUCUCCGAGCUGGUCGCUACCUUGUGCUGCCGAACGGGGCUUCGUCCACCUCGUACGACGGUGGCUGACCACUUUGAACACGUCCAAUCUCAAUGAAAUUGCAGAAAUUCGCGCUGCAGUGCGGAACGCAGCAGCGAACGGUUAUUUGACUAUCAUAGAGAUCUUAUUGAGUCACUACCCGCAGGCAGUGAUCGACGAGACUCUAGUUCUGCGGGCAGCGUCCAACGGCCAUGCGGACGUACUGCGCUGGCUUCGUCCGAGACUCCUCAAGGUGCUGCCUUGCUAUGAAGAGUACAAUUUUUACUCACAGAAAAGCGUGGCUGCAGCUGCGGAGAACGGGCACUUAACGGUAGUGCAGUGGCUCUUGGAUGCUCAGGAUGCCGGUGUUUUGACGGAGACGCAUCUGCACCAAGCCGCGGCGAGAGGAGGUCACUUAGAAGUUGUCAAGUGGCUACGAACGAAUUUAGCGGAAGAUAUUGAGUCUCAAGGUCUGGAUGAAGCAGCAGCGGGUGGAUUCUUGGACGUGGUUGAGUUCUUACAUACUGAGUGGGAGGAGGCGAAGCUUGAGAGUAACCGAGUGAGUUGCCCCGCGACUUCGAAAGCGAUGAACGGUGCGGCGAGUAAUGGCCACGUGGAAACGGUCAAAUGGCUUCAUGAGUACCGCGAUGAAGGGUGUACAAUGGAUGCGAUGAAUAAAGCAGCGUGGAAUGGACAUUUGGCAGCUGUGAUAUGGCUGAAUGACAACAGAACGGAAGGUUGCACGCAGCAAGCGAUGAACAUGGCUGCAAAAGGAGGACACUUGGAUGUUGUGCAGUUCCUCCAUGAGAAUCGUACUGAAGGCUGCACGUAUAACGCGAUGGACUGGGCAGCUCAGGAAAAUCAUCUCGAGAUUGUUCAGUGGCUGCAUGCUAACCGUUGCGAAGGGUGCUCACGUCUUACAAUGAACGAAGUAGCGAAGCGCGGACACUUCGAAAUGCUCAAAUGGCUACAUGACAACCGGACUGAGGGCUGCACCGUUGCAGCUAUGAACGCUGCUGCGACCCACGGGCAUCUUGAUAUAGUGCAAUUCCUGCAUAGCAACCGGUCCGAGGGAUGCACCACAGCAGCAAUGGACGGCGCAGCGGAGAACAAUCACCUCGAUAUCGUCCAGUGGCUCCACCAUAACCGCAGUGAAGGAUACGGGGCUGCUGCCAGAGGGGACUUUGUGGUGCUGGAAUGGCUUCGCUUAGAGUGUCGCCAAGACAUUGAGGAAUGGCCGAUAGACGCAGGACGCACGGCAGUCACGAGUGAUCGCGUUGAAGUACUGCACUGGCUGCUAAAACACUUUGCUGCACCUAAACCACACCGUAAAGUGCUUUACGAUCUCGCACAGAAUUUUUUGCUCAAUCGGGCGCAUAUCAUGGCAUAUCUCGAUGGCUACUGGACGGUUGAAGCUUGA
Phytophthora infestans T30-4 is the source of this 1536-nucleotide messenger RNA. RefSeq lists its product as uncharacterized. The transcript has 2 exons. The record is from RefSeq and is a predicted model, not a curated record. Gene Ontology annotation, molecular function: protein binding. The coding region runs from base 1 to 1536 and encodes 511 amino acids. NCBI's taxonomy places the organism in Eukaryota, Oomycota, Peronosporomycetes, Peronosporales, Peronosporaceae.